AUGAAACUUCGUUGCAACUUUGUCCUUAUUUUGUUGCAAACAAACUCAAUUUUAACAAAAGCUUAUGGCCAAAAAUAUGACUACAUCGGCUGCUUUCAAUGGGUUCGAUCACCUUUAUUCGAAAUUCAUGAUGAUGUCGAAGAUUGUGCUGCCAAUUGCAAGUUUACGAAUCCAUUUAAUAACAUGAUCGGCUUGAAGAACGGCCGCGAAUGUCACUGCGUAAGCGGGGUCAGUUCGGCAGUGGCUUCCUGGCGGUGCAACAUGUUCUGUAAGAACUUCUCAUGCGGUGGGGUUGAGUUUUAUUCAGUUUAUAAAAUUCAACCACGUCAGGAACACGACAUAUAUUAUUGCCAUGUGCAUCCGGAAAAUUCAGAGAACGCCAUAUAUUCACGAAAUUUUGACAAUCUGGAUAGCCUUGAAAUGUGUGCACAUUUCUGUUUGGAAAUGAACAUGACAUUCUUUAGGAAGACAAUAUUUUAUAAUAAAUGCAACUGUUUCCAGGAGGUCAAAUAUGCACUUUAUUUUCGCUCAGCCGAUGAAAGCUUCCACGCUGUAUUAUGCUCCAAAAAUGAAGCAGAAAUUUGUGAAUAUUAUUUUGAAUCUCUUAGAAAUCUGCCGACUAUAUUUUCAACGCGUUUAUUUUACGAAUUCCAGAGAGGAGUAUCAACGUUCUCUCACUGCAAAACCAUAAACUAUGAAAUACAAGAAAGGUGUCCAGAAGGUUGUAGUGAAGGCUGGAAGGGAGAUUCGUGCAGAGAAAGAGAUUGUACGAGGAACAAUGGUGACUGUGGUGACGAGAUGAAAUGUAUUGAGUCCACGGUCAAUGGUAAUAAGUACGUUGAAUGCGUCUGCCCAUUGGGCACUGUAAGAAACAAGUGGUACUUGUGCGAGGUGUUUAGGAAGAACGUGGUUCAGCAUAACAAAUACAUAGGUAAGCCUAGAGAUGGCCCCGCAGAAAAUUUGACAAAAGCAUCAUAUAACGGUUUUCUUGGGCAACGACCUUAUACCAGAUGUAUUUGGAUUGCUGUAGCUCUUCAAAGUUUAUAUUCCGUUGGAUAUUUAAGAGUUUACGGGAGAUUAUGCCAUAAUAACUACGUUUGCAGACCGCAAGAUGGAUUUGUUGCUAGACUCAGUGAAAAUACUCUCGUUGAGAAUGAAUUGAAUGUGGAGAGUUUAAAAACAUGCGGCUACGGACCUGAAAAAGCCAAACAAGCAGGAAACCCUAUGACUAUUAUUUGUGAAGAUUUUGCACUCCGUUCAAGAUAUGUCAUUUUGCACCCGUCGGAUGAAAAGUUUGGUUACGAUGGAUUCUUUCUUUCACUGUUGGAAGUAUAUGAAGUUAGUUGCGGUGUCUUGAACGGAAGAUGUGAACAAAGGUGCACUGAAUCGAAAGAUGGAGACGCACACGUUGUCAGCUGCAGUAGUUGGACUGAUGAACAAGCUGUAACAAACUCAGUUUACGGAUGUUACUUGAAAGUGUCAGGUGACCUUCACUUCGAGAAGGCUGGAUUGUCGUACAUGCAAUGUAGAGAUGCCUGCACUUUAAUGUCAAAAAGUUUAGCAGUGAUGCAAGCAGGUUUCAAAUGUUAUUGCAGCAGUAAUUUGAGCAUAGCUGGUAACAUCCCAGUGGAAGAUUGCAAGAAAGGCCAUUACAGAUCCAACCUUAUAUUUGAUGACUGCCUCAUGCUUAACAAUUUUUGUGAAGAAAUUGAGAAUUCUUCGCACAGCACUAGAUUAACUACCAAAAUUAACCACACAGAUACAACGGAGACUUUGGGAACCAUCGUCAUCAUCAACCCUUCCAACGAACAACCCACAGCCACAUCUAGCGAAGAGACGGAUGAUUAUGAAUUCUACAAAGAAAAGUUGAUCAUUGCAGCCAGUGUGAGUACGGCCACCUUUCUGUUAAUGUUAGCUGCAAUACUUGGACACAUCAUGUUUACAAGGAGGAAUCAAAAAAGUGUAAGCCAAACCUCGGAUAUGAGUUCUGUGAGUUCAGGUACGAGUGGAGCCAAAUCACCAGAUGACAUUUUGGAGAGUGUGAACAGGCAGUUAACAGAGCAUGAAUAA
Molecule: messenger RNA, 2070 nt
Organism: Helobdella robusta
Lineage: Eukaryota; Metazoa; Annelida; Clitellata; Rhynchobdellida; Glossiphoniidae
Exons: 1
Coding region: 1-2070 (689 amino acids)
Cellular component (GO): plasma membrane
Source: RefSeq, a predicted model, not a curated record